This is a messenger RNA of Caenorhabditis bovis, 708 nucleotides long. The record is from the annotation of a GenBank genome assembly. NCBI's taxonomy places the organism in Eukaryota, Metazoa, Nematoda, Chromadorea, Rhabditida, Rhabditidae.
AUGAAUUCAUUUGGAAAUGCCAGUGUCGAUAUUGAUAUGCUCGAACGUGAAAUGGCGGCGGAACAAGACACCCGCCGCAAUCCUGCUAUGGACCUAUCCGGCAAUAUUGCUGGAAUGAGUAAUAACAGAACAAGAAGAGGGCCUAUGCAAGAAGUUGAUCUUGACGCGGACUUUGAUACUUUGGAUGAACCAGUAUGGGAUACCGUGAAGCGAGAUAUGGUCACUAUUGGUGCGAAGUUCAUGCAUGUUAUUCUUCCGCAUGGCGACAAGCAGCAACUUUUGCGUGAUUGGGAUUUGUGGGGGCCACUAUUCAUUUGCGUAGGACUAUCCUUACUUUUGCAAUAUAAUGGUGGAACUGACUCUGCCCCACAGUUCACCCAAGUUUUCUCAAUCACAUUCUUUGGUUCUGUCGUUGUCACCGCAAAUAUUAAAUUGCUAGGUGGAAACAUAUCAUUUUUCCAAUCACUAUGCGUCAUCGGAUAUUGUCUUCUUCCCCCAUUUGCAGCAGCAGUGAUGUGCUCCAUUUUCCUUCAUGGGGUUUUCUUCCCAUUAAGACUUGCUAUUACCGCGAUUGGAUUCAUUUGGUCUACAUACGCAUCAAUGGGUUUCCUAGCCGGUUGUCAACCCGACAAGAAACGUCUUCUUGUCAUCUAUCCGGUGUUUUUGUUCUAUUUCGUCGUUAGCUGGAUGAUUAUAUCGCAUUCUUAA